Myripristis murdjan (pinecone soldierfish) is the source of this 9014-nucleotide messenger RNA. RefSeq names its product synapse defective 1, Rho GTPase, homolog 2 (C. elegans) (gene syde2). Gene Ontology annotation, biological process: regulation of Ras protein signal transduction; signal transduction; cell migration. Gene Ontology annotation, cellular component: synaptic membrane. Lineage: Eukaryota; Metazoa; Chordata; Actinopteri; Holocentriformes; Holocentridae. The transcript is spliced from 8 exons. Gene Ontology annotation, molecular function: GTPase activator activity. Bases 171 to 5576 code for a protein of 1801 amino acids. The record is from RefSeq and is a predicted model, not a curated record.
AGCCAACAGUGAGGCGACAGAGCGGAGGUGACAGCGGAGAAUGGAGAGGUGCCCGUCCGCCCGGCGAGCUUUGACCGCGGCGAGCGAGGAGAACCGAGUCGGCCCUUUCCCUUUGGAGCGAGAGUGCUGAACGAAACCGGGAGGAAUUAACUGGGCGCAAGGGGAAAGGAAUGGCUGAUCCUCUGCGGAGGACUUUACUAGCGAAACUCCGGGGGAAGAAAUCCAAGAAAGGAGCGACGGCCGGCUGUGGAUACGGCUCUCCAGCUACUGCUGCUGCUGCGGCGGCGAAUGGGGGCCGAGAAGGUAAAGAAAAAGUUUUGCAAAAGCAGCGAGACUUCGAGGCUGGUUCGGUAGUCCUGCUCACAGGGCUGGAUUACACGGCAGAGAGAAUGAGUACUUACGAGAACUGUGUUGAAGGGUCGGUGGUAGAAAUAGGAGGGUUUAUAGUACGGGACAGUCGCGCUGCGCUGGCCGGCGCAUGUCCCCAGGAGCGGGCCAGCGGGGGCAGGGGUCGGGUUAAUGAGGAGCUCUUGGGGGUCUCACUUCAAAGAGGCAGGCAGUUUGGUGGACAUGCGGUCGGGGAGAGCGAUAGAAGCCACCAGGGGCCACGAUCCGCCGGUAAAGUCUCGCUACCGGCGGGGGGCCCGGUUGCAGGAGCGCAUGCCCAGAGAAAACACUUGGUCCCCGUCCCGCGGCAGUGCAGAGUCGGAGAUUCAAUCGGGUUUGGGGACAGUUGUAAUCACGUUUUAUUCCGCACACGGGUAGAGCCGCAUAGCUGGGUCGUUAAGCAGACAGAGUGUCGCGUUGCUGCUGGUGAUAGUAACGGGACAAAAAUGUGCCUCGGCAGAGAUGGGACAGAUCCCCGUUUGGGACACCGGCACAUGGCAGGGAAUGUGGUGGCUGUUAAUGAACACACGCAUAACGCCAAUUUGGGUUUUGACAGCAAUCCAGCGCUGGAGGAAAAAUUGCCAGCUUGCGCGACGCUCGUGUAUCCCAACUGUAUCUCCUCCAACACAGAGGAAAACAUUUUAAUCAGAAAUAUCGAGAGCUAUGGGAGCUCGCCCGAGUGUGCAGGGGACAUCAGGGGGAACGGUCUGCAAAGCCCGACGUUUUUCCCCACAGAGUUAGAGAUAUGCGACAUAAACAUGACAUCCCUGUGCGCCAGAGAGGGGUCACUUAGGUACCACUCUUUAGACAGUGAAGAUGAGGAUUACUAUGAUAAUGAGAUUCUGCCUUUUUAUGAAACUGUAAGAGCGAAAAGUGACAGUGACAGCAAAGUGGAGGUGACAGAGCUGACCCAGCCUGGGCAGGAUAAGGGACAAGUCGGUGACAGUAACAGUGCCCAAGAAACAGACAGGCUCAGGAGCCAGCUGAAAGAGGCUUACUACCUUCUCAUUAAUGCCAUGCAUGAUAUCAACCUGGAUGUCCAGCAGCUUAGUGGUGGUUUAAUUGAGCAGCAGACCACCUCGUCUUGCAGUAGCCACUCCCGGGAUAGCUUGUGCUCCAGGUUGUCUGCCAAGAAUAUGGAUAGUGACUCUUGGUCCUCAGGAGGCGACCACAGUGCUCAGCAGGUGUCUGACACGGACUCACUCCUGCUGUGCCUCAGUGGGAACCUCGAGUCGUGUGUCAGAGGCCGGCUGAACAGUAAGAGCAUGCUAAACCUGUCUUUUACAAAGAUAAGACCCGCUUUGGUGCGCUCUGCUAGUGACGGAGCUAUCAGGUAUCUUGGUGGGCCCUCGCUGUGUGUAGAGGCCUCCGGAGCGCAGAGCCCAGAAAUCUGUGAAGGGACCAAAGAGGCUAAUGAGGCAAAAGGGGCCAAAGUCCCAGGAGUGUGUGAGCUGUCAGGCCCUCAGGCCGUUUAUGAUGCUGCCAGCAGUGAGGAGCUGCUGCAGGACACUGGUGGUGAGGAUGACCGUGGCAGCCGGCUCCACGAGAGCAGCGGCUCGGUCAACAGCCUCACAGGUUCUUCAGACAAUACUGAUGCAUCCACCGUUCAGGGUCACAAUAACAAGCAGAAGCAGAGUGGAACCUGGGCACAGGGGGCCACUGGCAACUCUGUCAACAAGAGCCACGGCGUCACCGUCAACAAGAUGCAGGAGUGGAUGCACAAGGGCCGCCUGCUGUCUUCUGAGAUGAAGCAGCGCAUUGAGGGCUCUUCAUCCUCUUUGCCCCGCGGAGGUCGAGGCCAGGACAGACCUUGUCCUCCUCAGGCUGACCCCGGGGCGUGUAAAGCAGGGGCCCAGACCUCCAGCCGCGGGGCUCGAGGGGUAAAAUGUGCCAAGUCCAAGUCACUGAGCCCAAUCCGUGGAGGGAAACCUGGCACCAAGUCACCACGGCAGUCCACUUCGUCAGCGCAGCAGCCAGCUUUCACAGAGAAUGUCCAGGGCUCCUGUGCUAACAGCCGAGAGGUGGGUAGGACGAUCGAGCCAUCACUGUGGCGACCGCCGCUCAACACCAUCACCGUCUCCAAGAAACGUAACUGGCUGCAGCAGAGCUCCCUUGGGAAGAUCCAUGGCGCCAAGGACGAGCCCCAGGGAACGCUGGCACCUGAGGAGGAGAGCAGCCAGGUCCCCCAUCAGCCUCCUCCUCCUUCCAGCCCCUCCCCAGACCACCUGAGACCCCCCGGGGGAGCCCCCUCUCGGCCACUUCGCUUGCACCUGCCUCAGGUUAGUGUGGGUCAGACCAGGGUGGCCCCUCAGCCUCGGUGUGUGGACCCAGCUGAGGAGAACGAUGCAGACGAUGAAGGCGAGAUCUGGUACAACCCGAUCCCUGAGGAUGAUGAACCAGAGAUGUCCCACAGAUCGGCUGUCAGACUGCUGGUCCCACCGCGACGGGAGCCUCAGGCGCCCCAGAGGAGGCCCAGCAGGGGAGGGGAUGUCGGACAAGGUGGCCGAGCCCCGGAGGGCCCCUGCAGUGCUGUGCCAGAGGCGCCGGGGGAAAGCCUGGGUGGUGGCGGCAGCGUGGGCGGGGGCAGUGGAGGAGACGGGAGUCAGGGCAAUGCCGUACAUUCCACAGAGGCACUACAUCUGCACAGGCAGAUGCUCGCGUGCAAACCUCAGGAGGAGGGGGGGCCUUCCGCCAGCAGACUCGCAGUAGAUGGUCCUGACCUGCCCAAUGCAGUUGGCUUCUCCCCUCCCUCCAGCCCAAACCCCACCAAGAAGGCCAGCUCUAUCAACUGGUCCUUCCCAGACAAGAUCAAGUCUCCUCGCACCGUCAGGAAAAUCUCCAUGAAGAUGAAGAGGCUUCCGGAGCUCAGUCGGAAACUCAGUGUGAAGGGGACCCCGAGCAGCAGCAAUAGCAAUAACGGCAAUGGAAGCAGCCAGUCAGAGCCCAAAACCAAUAGUAGUGGGCCAGAGGCUGGCUCACACCUCUCAGGCCCUCCAAGGUUGUCUGCAUCUGGAGGAGGGCAGGUGGCAGCAGCUAGCCGCAACGUGAUCUCACGCUACCACCUGGACAGCAGCGUUUCCACCCAGCACAGCUUCAGCAAGAAGAAAAGUAAUGGCGGCUCGAAGUCCGCCAGUAAAGGUGGCUACCUUAGUGAUGGGGACUCACCAGAACUGGUGGCUAAAUCUGGGAAGCACAGCUCUGCGGAAGGGAAGGGAGGGAAAGGGAAGGAGACAGCUCCUGGAAAUGGUGCUGAGAGGACAGGGGGAGGAGGUGCAGGAGGAGGAGGCGUUAGUGGAGGAGGAAGCCCCAAACUCCAUGGCACGGAGUUAGACAUUGAUGCCUUCCGUCAUUAUAGCUUCACAGAGCAGCCCAAGUGUAGCCAGUACAUCUCUGGACUGAUGAGCCUGCAUUUCUAUGGCGCCGAGGACCUCAAACCGCCACGCAUCGACUCUCGUGACGUCUACUGUGCCAUCCAGGUGGACUCGGUUAACAAAGCGCGAACUGCACUCCUCACCUGUCGAACCACCUUCCUGGACAUGGACCACACCUUCAACAUCGAACUGGAAAACGCCCAGCACCUGAAGCUGGUGGUGUUCAGCUGGGAGCCAACGCCGAGACGCAACCGUGUCUGCUGCCACGGCACGGUGGUUUUACCUGCCCUCUUCCGGGUGACACGCUCCCAUCAGCUGGCGGUAAAGCUGGAGCCACGGGGACUGAUCUACGUCAAGCUGAGUCUGAUGGAGCAGUGGCAGAAUUCGCUGGAUGGGGGGCCGGAUGCCGACAGGGAGCCCCAGGUAUUUGGGGUGGAAGCCUGGCGGGUGGUGGAGAGGGAGAACACGGGACUCAUGGUGCCGCUGCUCAUAGAAAAGUGCAUCACUGAGAUUGAGAAGAGAGGCUGCCAGGUGGUGGGUCUGUACCGUCUGUGUGGCUCUGCGGCCGUAAAGAAGGAGCUACGAGAGGCGUUUGAGAGAGACAGCCAUGCCGUGGAGCUGUGUGAAAACACUUACCCCGACAUCAACGUCAUCACAGGCGUAUUGAAGGACUACCUGCGAGAGCUGCCCUACCCUCUGAUCACCAAGCAGCUGUAUGAGGCCGUGCUGGAGUCCAUGGCCAGGAGGCCUCUGCGGAUGGGGGCGACGGGCUGCGAGAACGACCAGGCCGACUCCGAGCACACCGUCAGCCUGCUGGACAACCUGCCCGAAGUGGAGAGGGUGACACUGCGGAAGCUUCUGGACCACUUGAAGCUGGUGGCGUCCCACCAGGAAGUGAAUAAGAUGACGUGUCAGAACCUGGCGGUGUGUUUUGGCCCGGUGCUGCUCAGCCAGCGCCAGGAGGCGUCCUGCCACACCAACCGAGUGUUCAUCGACUCCGAGGAGCUGGCCAGCGCCCUGCACUUCAAAAAGCACAUCGAAGUCCUGCACUACCUGCUGCAGCUCUGGCCAGUUGUGGACCCACAUGGCCAGUCCUCUGCAAACACCCCCGUGGCCCCUGUGGCCCCAUCGUCAUCUGAUCUACUGGCCGUCCUCCCUCUGCGGCGGAGAAAAGAGCGCCCCCAGGUGUUGAACCUGACUGAUGCGGAGAUGGCGGGCGUCCUGAGGCCCAAACCGGGACGCCUGGACAGCCCCAGUAACCGCUAUGCGGGCGACUGGAGUGGGUGUGGAGAGAGCUACUUCCCUCCCGAGCUGCUGCUGCCUCCCAGUAAAGAGGAGGCGGACUACGAUGAUGUGCCCUCUGAGGACAUGGAGCCGGCCGAGGAGGCGCAGGAGAAAUCGGAGGACAGGGGACAGGAGAAAGGAGCGGAAAGAGGACCAGAUCAAGGGCAGGACGUCCCGACUCCUGCGCCAGCUCCGACCGAGCAGGAGCGACUCUCGGGAGAGGCGGUUGAGACUCAGAUGGAAGAGGAAGAGGUGAAAGAGGGUGAGGAAGAAGACGAGGAGCAUCAGGAGGAGGUGGAGAGCGACGGUUCAGGCAACGGUCAGCCGUCGGAGGAGGAGGAGAGGAUGUGCGAGCACAUCUUGCCCCCGCGCCUCCCCAAAGAGCACACGUAUCAGGCCUACAUGAAGAUCCAGGACAUUAGCCCUGUGCUCAGCAACAGGGUGAACCUGAGGGACCUGCAGGAGAGCAUAGACACCCUGAUAGGAAACCUAGAGAGGGAGCUCAAUAAGAACAAGCUCAAUGUUGGAUAUUGACCGCACUCGCACACACACACACACACACACACACACACACACACACACACUCUCACACACACACACACACUAAGCCCGAUAAGGCAAGAGUUGGGGAGGGGGGGUUGAGAACUGACUUUACCAAUCAAGGUGCUUCAGGAUACAGCCACAGCGACUCCACGGAGAUCCUGUGAUGAUGACGUCAUGGCAACGUGGCGCGCGGUGCUGUGUGUGUAAAUCUAAUGGAUGAGAUGAGAAGAAAUGUAACGGGGCACUUCUGGCGUUUUGUGUCAGUGUCAUUUUUUUUACCUUACCCAUAGACAUUCCGCAGUGUUUUCCUUUGAUUUUUUUUUGUCGACUGUCUUACUGUAUGUUGUUGUUAAUCGUCAUUGCUGUUGGUCUGUUUCGGUCCGGUUCUGUGUUCCAUGUUGUUAUUGUUGCUUCUCUUCUUAUUAGAAGAACCCAUUGACCCCCAGGGGUGUAAAAGGUGCCUUAAUUGUGUGAAGGUGGUACUUCAAGGGAAAAAUGCACACUGAAACACAAUGCAUGUAUGUCUCUCCUAUGAUCUUGGACAGUUCAGGCGGCCCGACCUCAAACCUCUAAUGUGAUGAAGAGUGAAAUCCUGGACCUCCUCCAUUACCAGUGAUUUGGAGAUUAUGUGCAUUUGAGAAACACAGAAUACUUGGUGAAUGGAUGAUUUUAGAUCUAAAUAAGCUAUAGUUUAUGUGUACAAAUCAGGAAAACACCCUGAGUACUGCUGGGUGUGAUGAAAAGUGUUUGUGUGGAUGUGCAAUGACUUAAAAUCUGACCAUUGCCCUGCCAAAAAAUUCCAAGUAUUCAGUGUUUCCCCGUAAUUUAAACUUGGCGCAGGAAAGCUUCUCAAACAGCGUUUGGACCGUGGGAGACUGAAACGCUUCACCACAUCUGACAGAGAUGUAGUAGGUCUUUAAGUGAAUAACAAAUUUAUAAAAACAGAAUUUAACAAUUACUAGAUAGACACAAACUUAAUUUUCCCCAAGGGGAAAUUGUUUGUGCAAGAAAACAAAAAUCCCAUACUAAUCUUUAUCGAGUUUGUGAGGAGCUGUGGUCGUGCAGCAAAUUUGGUUGGUGACAUUAUAGGCUCAUAUUCCAUAUUUAAAACGGUUGAGCUGAAAGCUGGUCUCUUUUUCAUUGUGAAAGGGGGAAACCCAAGGAUUUUGGUUCUCAGUGGCAGGCUGUCUGGAGAGUCUCGAGCUUGUAAACUUUGUGUUCUCAUAUCCAGACCGGGUCAUUGUAGGAGUAACAUAUGUAAAUUCUGUUUUAGGGCGGAUUUCCCCUUUAAGGCAGCAGAGAGCUUUUCUAUUGAGGUACAAAACACUAAAUGUUGUACAACAAUAAUGCACUUAUGAGGCAGGCAGUAGUGUAGAUAUAGUAGUACAUGCAGUAAUACUUGGCUGCAACUAGCCCACUGAAACCUCCUCUCAAGGCACAGAGCCAUGCAAGGCUCUGCUGGAGCCUGGGACAUGAAAACACACACACACACACACACACACGCAUGCACAUGCACACACAUACAUACAUAUAUACAGGAGUUUUUUCUAUAUAUGAAUGAAUAUGGAUGCAACAAUUCAUUUAGUUCACAUUGAGCUCAAAUUAUACAAGGUUCUAUAAUGCUUGCAUGGCUACACACACACACACACACACACACACACACACACACACACACAUACAUACACACACACACACCUGCUCGAAUUGGAUGCAAGAUAAGUGUGAUGACACUCUUAUCUCGGCUAGCACAAAGGUGUACAGUAGACGUGUAUUUGAUCUUACGCAGGUGACUAAAAAGAGAGAAUGUGUUUCAUCUGGCAUCAUAUUCAGUCAAUAAAAGUUGAAAAGGCUUAAAAACCCGCCGAUAUCUCCUCCCAGCUGCCCACUUUUUGGCAGAGCAUCAAACAAGUGAAAGAGACAAAGCCAAAUGUGAAACACAAAUUGCAGAGCAGCAUCGACAUGAUUACUGGAGGGGUUUUGGUUAGUAUGAUUUAGUUGCCUAUGCCUAAAUAGACAAAGUACGUUUUCAGCGAUCCAGGGAUUCAGAAUGAUCAGUAUUUAACAUAUAUAUAUAUAUAUAUAUAUAUAUAUAUAUAUAUAUAUAUAUAUAUAUACAUAUAUAUACAUAUUAUUCGGAGUAUAUUAUUUUUUGCAGCUUAUGUUUCAAUGGCGUAUUUAAAUACUUCUGAUGACCUCGUAGUGUUGACUUGUAGUAACAGUCGCUUUCUUCCCUUCGAGCUACCUGUACACAUCUUAAUGUGCUGGACUAAUGGUACAACCUUAGCUGUAAAAUAUAUGAUAAAAUGUGUUCUUGCAGAAAGAGUGAUAUUGUUAUUUUUGUUAUAAUUGUGUACAUAUUUGACAUUGUUAUUUUGUCUCUGGUGGACUAAGCUGUGUUCAUAAUUUUGGUGUUUUGUUUUUUUUUUUUGUUUGUUUGUUUUUUUAGGUACUGAACGUUGCAUGGUCAAAAGCUUUACUGACAUAAACAAGAAAUAUUUCUCAUCUGCCUUGGUAUUUGAUAUUUAUGUGUAUAGAGACUAUGUAUUUUGUAUUGUAUCCUCAUUUGUUCACCCUGUCGCUCCAAUAGACAGAUGACUGCAUUGUUCAAGCUUUCCUCCAGAGGACUAAAAGGCAGACACUGAUUCAGUUUGCUGCAGUUCCCUGAGGCACUGGACUAUCUGAUAGGGACAGUUUCUGACUGUCUGUACGCAAGAGUUUGUGGUGUUGUGGCUCUAGACCUCCGUCAUGCACAGGCGCAGUCCAAAGUGAGCUAGAAUGUCUUCAUUCAUAUACGUUUUUGUAUGAAAGAAAUAUAUAUCUAUAUAUAUGUACACCAUAAUCUCAAUAAAACAGGGCCAAAUAUCGCCAAGCCGCUAAAACGUUGCAAGAAAUAUUCAUCUUAUCUGUGCAGUCAUCCUAUUUCUCUUACAACUAGAGAAAUUUAUAUUGUUUUUGUAAAUAGUAGACUGUUGUGAUAUGAAUAGGUAACAAGAAAAAUAAGUCAUCAAGGCGGACUAUGAAACUAAGUGACUCGGUAAGAUGGACAUUUUUUGCAGCAAAUGCACUUGGCCGUGUUCAAGUGCUCUUUUGUGUAUUUUCUUGAGCCCCUCCACCCCUCCCCACCCCCCUAUAAUAUCUGUGCAUGGUCCUGCUUCACGGUCUAGCUGUCACUUGUGCCGUCUCGCUCUCAGAGGGGCUGGUGGUGAAAGUGAAUUUCAGCAGGGCUCCUUUUAAACCAUCUGUCUGCCCGGUCACUGGGAGGGCAGGACAAAGAACAGCCCAGGGCCUCAUUCACACAAACCCACUUGGAAUUUCAUCUUCAACUCGAUCUUAUUUUGAUCUUUCUUUUUUUUUUUCUUACACUUGAAGAUCAUUUAAAGAUUGUUUUUGCCUCGGAAUGUUGUUUGGAUUUCAGUCCAGACAACUUGG